This is a messenger RNA of Manis pentadactyla (Chinese pangolin), 9864 nucleotides long. RefSeq names its product syntaxin binding protein 4 (gene STXBP4). Bases 288 to 1958 code for a protein of 556 amino acids. The transcript is spliced from 18 exons. The record is from RefSeq and is a predicted model, not a curated record. NCBI's taxonomy places the organism in Eukaryota, Metazoa, Chordata, Mammalia, Pholidota, Manidae. Gene Ontology annotation, molecular function: syntaxin binding. Gene Ontology annotation, cellular component: cytoplasmic vesicle. Gene Ontology annotation, biological process: regulation of insulin secretion involved in cellular response to glucose stimulus; insulin receptor signaling pathway.
CCGAGAGGCCAGAUCUCGCGAGCCUUGGAGUGUCUCGCGAUGUCUGGGUUGUGCCCGCCGCUGCCUUGGCUACCAGGCUCCUCGGGUGGCCGCUCUUGCAUUCGGGCUACGGAGGCCGGGUUGCCAGAUUACGGGAAAGUAUUUCAAGUUCAUGGAGUAAUAAGAGUAAGAGUGAUAUAGGAUCUGCCGAAAAUCCCUCCAGACAGUUGGAAAAGAAGAAUUUCUAGACUCUUCAUUAAGAUCUUCAUUCACACAAUUGUUAAAUCCAAGGCUACUGAGGUGAAACCAUGAAUAAAAAUACAUCUGCUGUGGUAUCAUCUGGUCUACUUGAAAAGGAUCCUGCCUUUCAGAUGAUUACUGUUACCCAGGAAACAGGCCUUGGUCUGAAGAUCAUAGGAGGCAUUAACCGGAGUGAAGGUCCCUUGGUAUAUAUUCAGGAAAUUGUUCCUGGCGGAGACUGUUAUAAGGAUGGACGUUUGAAGCCAGGGGAUCAGCUUGUCUCGAUAAACAAGGAAUCUAUGAUUGGUGUAUCAUUUGAAGAAGCAAAACGCAUAGUUACCAGAGCCAAGCUGAGGUUAGAAUCUGCUUGGGAGAUAGCAUUCAUAAGACAAAAAUCUGAUAGCGAUCAUCCAGAAGAUCCACCAUGUCCAUCCUUUUUACAAGCUUCAGGAGAAUGUGGACCUCAAACCUCAACAUUUAGUCUUCUUUCUUCUCCCUCGGAAAUACUAAUUCCAAGGACCUCAUCCACUCCCAGAACUACAGAAACUGUUUUACGUUCUGUUAAGAUAAAUCAGGUAAAAACUGGAUACAAGAAAACAGAGCAGACUCCAGUUGCUUCUUUGGACAACAGCGCUACAGAUACGUCUAAUGCAGAUAUUACCCCUGCCUGGACUGGUAAUUAUGGAACACGAGGAAAGAAGAUUUCCCUAAAUUCCUCUGUUCGCCUUAAGGCAGAGAAACUGGAAUUGGCCUUAAAUUAUCUUGGUAUUCAGCCCACGAAGGAACAGUACCAAACCCUGAGACAGCAAGUGCAAGCAGAUGCAAAGGGGACAGUGUCUUUUGGAGAUUUUGUCCAGGUUGCCAGAAACUUGUUUUGUUUGAAGUUGGAUGAAGUAAAUGUUGGUGCACGUGAAAUUUCCAGCAUAUUAGAAUCACAGCAUCUUCCCUGUGAUUCCUUAGAAGCAGAUGAAAAGGAAAAACUUAAGCGUGAAAGACAUGAUGCCUUGGAAGAAGUGAAUACACUUAAGGAAAAAUUACUUGAAUCAGAAAGGCAAAGGAAACAAUUGACAGAAGAACUCCAGAAUGUGAAACAAGAAGCCAAAGCUGUAGUUGAAGAAACGAGAACCCUGAGAAGUCGGAUUCAUCUUGCUGAAGCUGCACAGAGACAGGCACAUGGAAUGGAAAUGGACUAUGAAGAAGUGAUCCGUCUGUUAGAGGCUGAGAUUACAGAGCUAAAGGCUCAGCUUGCUGAUUAUUCUGACCAAAAUAAAGAAAGUUUUCAGGAGUUAAGAAAGAGAAUCACAGUACUUGACUGCCAAUUACGAAAAUCAGAGAUGGCAAGAAAAACUUUUGAAGCAUCCACUGAAAAACUUCUUCAUUUUGUAGAGGCUAUUCAAGAAGUAUUUUCUGAUAAUUCUGCCCCUUUAUCAAAUUUAAGCGAAAGAAGAGCUGUGUUAGCUUCUCAGACUUCCCUCACGCCACUGGGAAGGAACGGACGUACCGCAGCACUGGCACUUGAAUCUAAGGAGCUUGUUAAAUCUGUUCGUGCCAUACUUGAUAUAGACUGUCUACCUUACGGGUGGGAGGAAGCUUACACAGCAGAUGGAAUCAAGUACUUCAUCAAUCAUGUAACACAGACCACAUCCUGGAUCCAUCCUGUGAUGAGUGCACUGAACCUGUCUUGCUCGGAGGAAAAUGAAGAGGAUUAUUCCAGAGAACUUCCCGACCAGAAGAGCUAAUGGUUUUCUGUUGGAAGCUGAACUCUGUGGUCUUCUGGGAUCUCAGUCUACAUGGAUGGUCUGAGACUCAGCCAUCUAAAAUGGGAGUAAAACACACACACUACUUCCUGAAAUUGUGAAAUGGAGACUCUUUAUUUAGGCUAUUUUGUAAAACUUUUUGAUAUAACUGUACACAUUUACAAGAUCAGUUUCCACUGUAGUAGUACUUUAAGAAUAAUCUAGUCAUAUUUUUAAAUCAUAUAUAAUUAGAUUUUAUAAUAUGUAUAAUUUUUCACAUAUAAUUAGAUCCUUGUAAUUUUACAAUAUAGUUCUUUGUAUCAAAUAACUAUGUAUCAAAUACAAUAGAUUUUAUAAUUAAGACAUUGGAAAAUUAUGUGGACAUAGUGAAACACUUCAUUUAUUUGAGAAUUCAGUGUUUAAUAUUUUAAUCCUAGAAAAGUGACUUGAGCAAGUUUUUUUUUGGGUUUCUUAAGAAUCACAUUUAGGGAACCAUCUCACAGACUACUGCAUAUAACUUACAUCCUUACAGGGCUUUCUGAUACACAAAAUGCUUUUCAGACACUGUUUUUAUUUAAACCAUACAACAUGCCUGUGAGGCAGAGCCAGCAGGUAUUUUUAUUCUUGCUUUUCAGUUAGGGAAAUAGCACUAAAGAGAAAUAAAGCACCUUGUCUUGGAGCUGAGACUCACACCUAAGUCUUCUGAUUCUGUGUCCAGGCCCCUUUGCACCGCACCUUGCUGUCCCUGCAGAGGGAGAUCCAGCCCCACACACAGGGCCGCAGUUCUGCUGCUGAGGCUGAGUUCUGCAGCUGUGUGCUCCUGGGUCCACACCCGUUCAGGAGUCACGCUCUCUGGUCAAACAUGGUCCCCGCAUAACCCUACCAUUCCACUGUAGGCUUUCCCCAGUUCUUCACCCCCAAACACUCAUUAAGGACGGGCAGGACUGGGUGAUGUUUUUUUAAUAGGCCUCUUUUUCAACAACUCACAUUUUUCUGAAGUCAUGGGACUGGCCAUCAGGCAUUUACUCUACUUAGAUGCUCUUGACAGAGGGAGCAUUUGAGGGGAGGUGAUGAAGAGGGACAUGUGGAACCUUCUUUUCUAUCAAAAGAAACAUCCUUGAAUUCUUCUGCUGUGAGUUCAAGACCGACCUCAUUGUCACUGAUGUCCCCUCCAAACUGAUGAUACCUUUGACCAUAUUUUGUUGUAAGAAUGCUGCUAGAUAGUUUCUGGAAGAAAGGAGCCAUUGACAUGGAGAGCUAAAGAUUUUCUCUUAGUUUAACAAUUUAAACCUGGGACUGGGAACUGGGGUGGACUGGGAAGGAAGUCUUUUUAAAUGUCCUGGACAUUAGUUACCAACUGAAUAAUAAAAAGGGAUUUAUUCCAAUCAAAUAUUACUAUAUUGUUAGGUAAUAUACUUAAAAAGAAUCACUGAUUAAUCAGAAUGCCCUAGUCCCAAACCAUGCCUGACAACACUGAAAAGUCACUGUCACUCUGCCCUCUUCUCCUCCCCGCCACCACGGCUCUAACCACCCCUCCUCCUCCACCUGCCCCCCUUCUCUCUUGCUCUCCCUCCCUCUUGCCCUUCCUCCCCACUUCUGAAAUACAAAUAGGAAAAAGGGACUCAGAAUCUUGAGGAUCACCUGAUUUAGUGAUUUUCAAACAUCUGUUGAUGAAAAAGAUUCAUUUUUCAAUUGAAUUCUCAUGCAGAAUCCCAAUAUAUGUAACAGAUAUUUUUAAAUAUUGCUGCCCUGCUUGAAACAAUAUUGAGGCCUGGAGCCCAUUAAAGCAGCCCCCAGCACGACUUGCGCUAACCUGGAGCUCCUUAUAAUAUAGUGGAAGGAUCAUCAAUUGUCACCAUUUUAUGGAUGAGUAAACUGAGAUCCUAAGAGUUCACACGCUAGUGGCCAGGUCACACAGCCCCUAUGUGUGGAAGCUGGGGUCGUGAAGUCCAUUCUCUGAAGCCCCUGUGCAGAGCUGCUUAAAUCGUUUGGGUGUGACACGGUGGGCAGAACUGGGAUCUGUGGGUCAGUUUUACAAAGAGGCAGAUCCCAGUUCAGGACAAUAAGGAACUUGCUGGUAGUUGAUCUCAUCAGGAACGAGUGCCUCAGGACAAGGGAGCACUAUCCCAGGAAGCGUUCAGGAAGACCGAGCACUCAAUCUGAAUUCCUCAUGGGAACGUUGCUGAAGGUUCAGCGUCCCCGUUGGCUGGACCGUGUGAGUGCUGUCUGAGGUUCCUUCCUCUUUAUUCUUCUGUGACCUCUAACCCAACAGACAAAUGCCCCAAGGGGGGGCUCUAAGAAACAUAUGGUGGGGACUCAUUAAGAAUCCUUAUCCAAUGCAAACAGAACUGUAAGAUUAAUUUUUGAUGAGUUGACACUUAUAUAACUAGUCUUUCUUUAAUAUAAAAUCAAUCCUAUUGAUAUGAUCACCAUUAAGUCUUCUGUGUUGAUCCACUGACUCAGAUUUCAGGGUUAUAAAGAGUGACCAGGUGUAGUCAUCCUUACUCAUUUAUUCUCAGAAUAUUUACUGAGCACCAACAACAUGCCAGGCAUGGCGCUAGGCACUGUGGUGAUGUAGAGAAGAAGUAGCUGACCAUUUCCUGGAUGCUGCUUGCCAUUGGUUAAAAAGCAAAAAGCUUCUCAGGUGGCCAGAACUGAACAGCUUCUCUUUGAUUUUUGAAUUUUAAAAAUAACCUGUUUCAAUUUAAAAACGUCAUAUAGAACUGAAUGAAGUAAAAAAGAAAAUAGCCAAUCUGACUUUCCAGAGGCAGCCACCACUAAUACUUGGAUGAGUAUUUUUCCUCAAAGAAAGUCAUAUGUUGAGCAGCUUUCUUUUGACUUAAGUAUUGUGGUCAUUUUUUUCAUGUCAAUACAUAGAUUAAUGUCAUAUUUCAAAUGUCUGCAUAAUAUAUCACUAUCCAGAUAACUACUAAUUUCUGUAGCCAGCAUCUAUUGAUGAACAUGUAGGCUGUUUUAAGUUGGCUUCUCUUACUAACAAUGUCACAGUGAACAUUCUGUGUGUCCAGUAAAUCUUUUUCUUCAUGUCUGUGCACUCUUCUGCCAAUAUGUCCAUAGUGGGAAUACAUUUGUAAGUAAAAAUACCCAAGUCCAGGGUCUGUACAUUUUAAUUUUGGUAGAUAUUCAUAAAUUCUCAGAAACAGGACCAUUUUACACUACCAUCAAUACUGUAUGAGAGCUUUUUUUCGUACAUAUUACAGGAUUUUUUUUUACUUCAUAGAUUGCCAAUAACUCUUUUCUGCUUUUGUCCUUAGAAGACUAAUCCUCUUUCCAUCAUCGUCAAAGGUCCUGAGUUUUUUCAUCAUUAGGUUUUAGUUGUCCCUUAGCAGCAAAGACUGACUUGCCGUAUGUUGAAUACAUCAUUACUCUCAUCUUUUUACUUGAAAAUACUGAACUCUCCUACUUUAUACAUAAUGGUGGUGAGGACCAACUUUUCAAUGAUGUGUCCUGGGUGAGAGCCCUUGAUAAAGGCAAAGCAUAGCAUUUACAAAUGCACGUGCAAGUUCUUUAAGCCUCAGUUUCCCUGUCUAAGAACAAUAGUAAUUCCCUGACUCUUCCCAGAUCAGUUAACUCAGAAACCAUUCCCUGACUACCUGCUAAAUGCCAGACAAGAUGCAAGGUCUUCAAGUUGCCAUGGUGAAUAAUUCUGAUUCCCAAAUCAAGAAGCUCAUAAUCUAAAACCUUUCUCCUUUCUUUUUUUUCAAAAACCUUUAUUUUUUCUUAAAGGAGAAGGAGGUUAAGGGUUUGUUUAGUAAGAAUCCCUGAGGAGAGACCCUUUUUUACUUAUUAAAUUUCAAUAACUCCAAAAUAAUAUUAGUGGCACCCCUUGACUAGAAAUGAAAGAAAAGGAACAUAUUGUAUGAAGGGCCUCUCAUAACAAAUGCUAAGCAGCUGUGAAAAUACAGAGUCAAAUGAUACUUUCAUAAACUGUUUGCAAAAUUAAAAAAUAUUGUCUUUUUUCUAGAGGGAAAUGAGCAUGUUUAUUUUCCCUGCUAAGUGAAAUGCAACUUUUUCAAGGGUCAGCAAACUUGAGUUUUACAAUAUAUAGAACAAAAAGAACUGAACUACCCAAACAACUUACACACACUAUCACCUGUAAAGUUUGAGAAGGUGAAAAGAACUUUAAAUAGAACAUGCCUAACAUUAGAAGUAAACUAAGAUGUUUUAACCACAGCUGUCCACAUGUAAUGUCAUUGUGUCUGCAUCAUGAUUAUGUAAAUAUUAAAUGCAAUUAUUUGCUUUCUUCAUAUGACCUUUUACAUUGAAUCAAUACUACUUUUGCUAAUUUGUUUUUUAAGUUUGGUUUUACUCUCAGGGGCAGGGGUGGUCUGAGGGAAAGUAUGAUCAGAUUAACAGCUCUGACACCCCCAUUCCCAUUCCCCCAUCACCUAAUUAUUCUCUAUCACUUUACCUUGUUCACUCCUUUUACAUUAUUUGUCUAUUUGUAAUUAUCUGUUUAUUGUCUGCCUUAGUAUUGGGAGUAAGCUCCAUGAGGGUGGGAUUUAUCUGCUUGUUCGCCACUGAGGAGGAUCUGGCGUAGUGCCUGUCACAUGGUAGGUGUUCAAUAUAUACUUGUUAAAUUGAAUGUGUAGUGUGCUGCACAUAACUAAGAUUUAGGCCCCAGUGUAAUUCUCAUGCCCUUGUAUUCAUUUAUUUACUUAAAUACUUAACCCAGUGCUACUAGCUCCCAGACACUUCGCUAAGUACUAAGGUCACAGUGCAGAGCAGACAUGAUCCUAGCUGUUCCAUGAUUAUUUUUUAUGCAAAGGCAUUCAACUGAAAUUAACCAAAGUAUUUUUCCAUUUAGUCUUUCUUCUCCUUCCUAAUCCCAUACUUGAAUUUCAAGGACUUUUGAUCUGUAGUGUUUUGAGAAAGGGAUGUGACAUCAGAAAGCACUGGAACACAUGCUUUUCUUGAGUUUCGAAAGUCUGGCUCCUUAGGAAACUAGAAAAGAUUCAUGGUGCAGAUCAGAGAUUGGAGAACAUGUAUGAUGCAGAAGAGCAAGGCUUUCCUGCUGUCUGUCUAGGAAAUAAUUCCCCUGGUGUGGGAGGGAAAUAAAAACAGAAGUGUUGGUGGGGCUCAGGGAAUGCACCCGGGCCCCACAUCCUGGGCCACUUUCCCGGAAGCAGCAAAACCCCAAUUAUAUUUGUUAGUUUUGAGAACAGGGGAGACCCAUUCUUCACAGUGUGCUAGGGUAGAAGCGAUCGCAUUGUGUGCCUGGAUGGAUGACGCCUCAGACAACUGCAGUGGGCUCCUUCCAGACGAGUGGGGCCCAGGUUGGGCGGUCACAUUGAUUUCUGUGAACCUAAAAGGAUCACAGGAGUGACAGGAAGACGCACUGGACCUAUAUAAGGAGUUUCCAUUCAAUCCCCACGGCCUCUCAGUGGACCCAGUUUGAACAAUGACAUCAGACCAUCCAAACCCAGAGUGCCUGGGCACCAGAUAAGCCUCCCAGAGGUUAGCAGUGAUUUCAGAGAGUAGAGAGAACUGCAAACCGACUGAGAUUAGUGUUGGUGAAGAUCACUUAAUCCCUACCUCUGAUGUUUCCUUCCUUAUGGAAGGAGCUCCUUUAUUACCUGGAUAAUUACAAGGUAGCGAUACCUUCCCACCUCUUUCCCAUACCUUUGCGCAUCAGUCUACAUACCUAGACUGUCAGAAUUCUCUUUCUGAAACAAAUUCGAGUCUAUUGCCCCUUUGCUGCUCAUCAGUAGGUCCGUAGUACACACCAUUAUCAGACCCCUUCCUCUUUCUCUCCAGUCUGCACAGCCAUUCAAAUAGACUGCUCUGUGACUGGGGACCUUCUGCCUCAUUCCCUCAUUGGAUUCCUUCCCAUAUCCUUCGAGACACCACUCUCAGUUUACCUCCUCUGUGAAGACCUUGGCAUGUGCUGCCUUCCCCACACCCAGCACUGGCCCUCUGCAGCUGCCCCCUCUGCGUUCUCCCAUAUGUGGCCAGCUCUUCUGCCCAUUCAGGAGCGAUAGAGCAAGAACUUCCACCCCAAGAGGAGUUGCUGACCUGUUUGUCUAGACAUGCAUCGCAUUACUACAUUUAUUUACUAAUUUACUUUUAUCUAAUGUGAGUUACUGAGUCUUACAGGCUUGAGAUAUGGCCCUACCCUCUCUUUGUGCUUUCUCUCUCCAUGCGGUAACAAAAAUCAGAACUCUGGUAAAAGCCAACUAGUCUUUCACUGUGGCUGUACCACUCAACAUCAGCCAGGUGAGUGAAUCAGGUUGGGAGGCAAAUGGGAAAACAGAAAGGUGGCUCAGGUAGUUUCUUAGUUGGUUGCAUUGGGGUGCCUUUGUUUAGAACCCCAGAGGGUAAGGUUAGUUGGGAGGAGUGACACUCUAAAAUCCUACCCUAUUCUAACACAGCAAACCUUUUAAUAAAGCCUCUAUCAUAGUAUAUUUGCAAUUAAUUUGGAUGGGAAAGGGAGGUGUGUGUCUCUCCUACUAGAUUUGAGCCAUUUAAGUCAGAAUCCACAUAUUAUUUUUAUCCCUCACACAAGACAUGGCACAGUAAUAGUCACUGGAUGUUUACAGAACAAAUUUUAAAAGUGAUUCAUUCUUUCCACAAACUCUUUUAGCUAUUUCCUGUUUCUGGCAGAGAAAGACAAAAUGAAAAAGAAAAUGAGAUGGGAGUUUAACUAAACAUGUCUACACUAACCAGUUCUACUAACAUUGGAACAAUAUAAUGGAUUUGCUAAAGAAGGUGUAUGCUGAGUAAAUCUGGCCAUAAAACUCACAGUAUGAUUGCAGUGGAAGGAUUGUAAAGCACAUGCUCAAAUAUUGUUGAUUUGCCCAAGGAUGUGAAAAAAGACAACAGAAUGAUUUUGGUACGGAAGGGUACAUAAAGCCUAAAAGCAAAAUACAAAGUUACUGCAUUUCAAGGCAACCAAACUUUGGCUCUUCUAGGUUAAUUAAUCAUGUUGCUGAAGAAUUGAUGGGCACAAGGGAGCUGUGUUUUGCCACAGUUCUCUGAAAGUGCAGAAAUUAUCCCAUCUAUAAUGAAACCCACUGGAAUUGUUUGACUGUUGCUGUUUCACAAUAGACAAAUUCAUCUUUCAUCAGCAAAAUAUGGGAAGGAAAAACAGGAAGACAAAACAAAUUGGGUGGAUAAUAAAGUUGCCCUGGCAUAUAAACAUUUCAGGCAUUUCCCUGAAGUGGAAUAUGGAAAGAUAUUUGUAGGCAAGCCCUAUUUCUAUAUACUGAGUAGUUUUAUCGUUCAGGGAAGUGAUUCAUGCAUUUCAUCUAAUACCAGCUUUUAAUAUUCGUGUGAUGAUCACAUAGGUUAUAUGUCAUUUUGUGAUCACCACAAAAAAUAAAAUAGAAAAUCUGGAACCAAAUUAAAUGCAUUGAUUCUUCUCUGAAUGGUAAGUGCUCAAUACAAGGAAAAUCUUAAGGAAAUAGGAUGCGUGUGCACACACACACGCACACUUAGUAUAUGUGUACAUGUGUGUGUGUAUAUAUAUAUGUAUAUAUAUAUGUACACACUCUGGAGGAAUAAGAAAUUUUUAAUAGACUGAAGUCUAUAAAACUUCAAGGGUAAGACCACUCACCAGUGGAACUCCUACAAAUCAUAGAAGGUGAGAUGUCUAUGAAGUUUAUCCCAAUUUCCUCAAUGUUGCUAAGGCUGUUCAUUGAUUAUAUUUCUUCUGUUUCUUUGAGUUUCGGAUUAGUACUUCACCAAAUUUAAGACCCCAUCAAUUAUAAGACUCACCAUUAUUUUAUGUAUCAUAAAAAAUGAAAAAAAGCAUUUAAAAUGUUACAUAGUACUUUGAACUUUUGUCUUAUGUAAAUCUAAGAACUGUUUGAACAUAGAUUUUUAUUGUGUGUAUAUAUAAAGUGAAAUGCAAAUAAAUUGUGAUACCUCCAAAAUUUAUAGAUACUCAGAA